Melanaphis sacchari is the source of this 717-nucleotide messenger RNA. RefSeq names its product protein draper-like. The record is from RefSeq and is a predicted model, not a curated record. NCBI's taxonomy places the organism in Eukaryota, Metazoa, Arthropoda, Insecta, Hemiptera, Aphididae. The coding region runs from base 304 to 717 and encodes 137 amino acids. The transcript is spliced from 3 exons. Gene Ontology annotation, molecular function: protein binding.
GUUGUUAGUCGUCGUCGUCGUCGUCGUGCGCGUUAUAUUAAUGUAAUAUUAGCGACUACCGGUAUAUUCUACCGGCGCUCGAUCGAUUUACACAAACGUGUACGUAAUUCAAUAACAUAUUUACAUACAUGGCCCUUUUCGUCGUCUAACUAUCUAUUCACGUCUGGACACCGCGCGAACUCUGACUGUGAUCUUUUACGAGGAUAGAUUUAUACAUGUUUAAUAUACAUGACACGCUUGUGUAUAAGUGUAUAAGUUACCUGGUGGCCGGUGGAGAAUUGUAUCUAAGUAUACAUUACAAUAAUGCGCGGAACGACGUCGUAUUCGAAUGCCGCUGUUCUGUUUGCGUUCCUGUGGGUAACGAUCCCGUCAAAACCAUGCCUAUGCUACAACACUGACUGCGAUUUCACUGAAAGUUACGAUGAGGUCGUCACAGUCAGCAUCAAUGAACCUGUACAAGUUACUAAGUAUAAAUGGUGUUUGGACAUACCACCAAGAUGUCCAGACAAUAAGCGAGAGUUUAGGACCGUACUCAGGAAUGUUACGGUGCCUAAAAUGCGCAAGGUGAAAAGGUGUUGCAAAGAUCAAAUUCAGUUGUACGAUAAUUGUGUUUCGAGAUGUGCUGAAGAUCAAUGUCCGAAUAUUCAUUGUACACCAGGCACUGAUAAAUGUAAAUGCAAAUCAGGAUAUACGGGUCAUUUAUGUAGACAAAGUUAG